UUUUUCAUUCUUUGAUGAACUCAUUCACUGUUUUACAAACAGACUGUUUGAGCAUCAUACUUUUUAAACUCCCCAGUAUGUUUGAGGAGCUACGAGGGAACAGAGGGGUGCCUGUUCCAUAGCACCUUGCUCCUAUUACUUGAAAUUUGUUCUCAAGUUUCUCUGAGACUAUUCGUUAUAAUUAAAGAACGAUACUUUUAUGUUCUUCGAUUUGUUUUCGUUGAUGAUUUCAAAUAGGGUCUCCUGCUGUGCAGCCUUGGCUGGUUCACUACCUAGCCCAGGCUGGUUUUGAACUUAGACAGGUCUGCCUACCUCUGCUUCUCCAGUGCUGCGAUUAAGACCUGAGCCACCACACCCAGUCUGAGUCAAGAUUUGCAGGAUGAGUGGUUCUUUUUGUAUUAGUUUUGUAUUAGUUUUUCAGGUUAGUCCUUCCUUUUAUACAGUGUGGGUUUUCUUCCUGUACUCUUUUUGUGUGUCUUCACAGAAGUUUCUAUGCAUGAGGAUAUGCUGGGUUUUUUUCCUGCCGUCUAUCUGGUUCUCUAAACUGAUCCCCAACUGUGGAUGUUUAAGUAAGCAAGCAAGGGGGACAUUUACAGGCAUCUUCCUGUCUGAUUCACUGUGCAGCAGGAGGCCAGUCAGUUGGAGAAACUCAAUUCCUGAGUGAGGGCAUUUAUUGUGGAAUACUGGAACCUUAGUGUGUCUGAAUCUUUGCUUUCUGUUUUUCCUUCCCCUCCUUGUUGGCUGUGGAGGCCUGAGUUAUCCUGAGUUCAGCUGAGCUGCCCUUAAGCUCUCCCAGGGCCCUUACUCCUGGUACCCCUUAAGCGAAUGUGCAGGCUUCUUCAGCGAUCAACCCUGCCUUUAACCAAGCCCCAUUGCUCUUUGUAGUUGCCGACCAGUAUCUGCACUACUGGGAACUGGGCCGUGUCAGUUCUCUGCCUCAUGCUAGACUCAAGGAAACGGAGCGUAGAGCUCAGUCAGUAGUCUGCGUUCUUACAAGGCCAAGAGCAAAUGGAGCAGUCUGGGACUUCCACUUAGGAAGGGCGGCUAACAGCCGGCCUCCCAUGGGUUCUGUGGCAGUUAGUGAGGGGUCGGAAUUCUCAUUGCUUGGCUCACAUGUUGGCUGGUGCUCCUGAUCCCUCUGAGCCCUUCUUAGGAAGAGUCACAGUGAUUUUGUCCUGGAAUUAACUACUUUGCUAAGGAAAAUGAGGAAUUGUAUUCAGAAGCCAAACUCUGGACUCAGUGUUUUAUGGACUCGUUUGCUCACAGAUCGUCUGAAUGGACAGAGUAUGUUCAUAUUUCUACAAAUAGAGACGGACUCUAUUACUCGCCUACCAGAAAAGGUGCUCUAGUUUUCUUCUUCCAUAUUUGUAACUCUCCUUUUCAACAGGGCAAAACCCAGCUCCCUCUUCCUUAGUAUGAUCACCCAUUGAAACAAUGUGCUGUCUGUAACCAAUACUCUCUCUACUAGGUGUUACUCUUCUAAAGCCAGGUGUGCCUUCAGAGAACACCGUGCCCCAGGCUGCUUUCUGGCUUUAACGUGAUAGUUUUGGCUGCCUUUCAUUCACUGGUUGUGCAGUCCUCACGCAACCGCUUUAAGACACAUUAAAUAAUGUCCUUUUACGUUUUUUCUUUCCCUCCUUUCUUCUUCUGCCUGAGGUAAUUCAAGGAGGCAUUAUUAGCUAUAAUUUUUAAUAGCUCUUUCAGGAAUUGGUCAACCCAUGAUACAUAUGCUAAAAUUACAUAUACUUCAAAUUCAUUGGGUUUGUGUCGACCAUGAUUUUCAGGCCUUUCUUUUCCUGUGAUGUAUGUGAGAAACAGUGGUGUAGUACAGAAAGGAUUGGACAUAGAAUGAAGAACCAAGUUUAGUCCCAAUUCUGAGACUGUGGUAAUUUACUAGGUUUCCUCUACUUAAAAAAUAAAGGCUAGACUAAAGCAGAGGUUCACUGCCUGCGGACAGUGAACUGACUCACCUACUCAUGUUCCCAAACAAAAGUUAUCUAGGGAGUUUUUGCUUUCUCUGGAUAUAAGUGCUCACAAAAAUUCAGCUUCCAAGUUGAAUUGAUAAUCCUUAACAUUCUACUCAUUAUUCUCUAUUCGAAAUUUGUUGGGUACUUUUAUUCUUCAGUUUAUCACCUCACAUCUGAUUCAGCCUCAUCUUUGACUAAAAAACAGAGAUGGCCUGUGGUACACACACACACACACACACACACACACACACACACACACAAACUCCUAAAGGACCCUUUCUUUUUCUUUUCUUUUUUUCUUUCUUUCUUUUUUUCUUUCUUCCUUUCUUCCUUUCUUUCUUUCUUUUUUUUUUUUUUUUUUUUUGUGGCAUCUCCCUUCCCGGGGAAAAGACGUUUCAAAUUUUCUCCCUACUUUCCCAAUUAGCAGAGCAGAGCAAUCACAGCCAAGUUAUGUUAUUUAUAAAAACACCGGUUCUUCAUUCCUCUCACCAACUCCAUCUCAAGACUGGUUCCCCCUUGGCGACAGAUAUUAACGGAAUUCCUCCUGGAGACAACGUUCUUCCCCCUAGCAGUGGCUCCAAUCAACACACAGAUUACCAAGUUGCUCUCUGGGAAUUUGGGCGCGACGCUUUUGGAAGUUUGAGUGCGUUUCACAAGGCGUUCCUCCACCUCGGGAGGCACAACUGCCUGACGUGUCACCCCGGUUGGGGCCCACGCAGGACGGGGGUGGCAUCCUCAGUGGGCGGCUGCUAACUGACGUGAGUCGAGGCGACCCUGGAGGGCUGAAACCUCCUAGCUUCUCUGCUUCAGAACACAGCCACAGCGUCCACCUUUCACACGGCAGGAGCUUCCCCGCAGCCUGGGCUUUUCACUCAGGAACAGGGAAACCCGCUCCACGCACGCUCCCGCCGUGCUCCUCCGUCCGGAGUCGCGCGCCCGUCGCCGCCACUGCGGCGCGUGCCCUCGCGGCGUCUCCGCCCCCUCCCACGGCCGCCAGCCCUUCUGCGGGUCGCUGCGCAGGUCGACGCGGAAGGUGCAGGGAGCGCGCGCCGAGGCUGAGAACGUGCGCGAGAGGCACGGCCCCGCGGAGCGCCGGAAGCAGCCGACAGGCCUCGCGCAUCGCGCGCGCCGCCCCCGCCCCUGAGCCGCGACCUUGCUCGCGCGCGCGCACUAAGGCGCCGCCGCCGCUGCCGCCGCCGCCGCCGCCGCCGCCGCCGGGGCUGCUGCUCCGGCUGCUGCAGGAGGCGGCGCUGGCUGGCGGCUGCGCUCGCUCCAGUCGGCAAGCGGAGGAGCGAGCGUGUGUGUGUUUUUUAAAGAUGGCCGGAGCGGCGGCGGCGGUGGCCGCGGGAGCAGCAGCUGGAGCCGCCGCGGCAGCGGUGUCGGUGUCGGCUCCAGGUCGGGCCUCGGCGCCCCCUCCGCCUCCGCCUGUGUACUGUGUAUGCCGGCAGCCGUACGACGUGAACCGCUUCAUGAUCGAGUGCGAUGUCUGCAAGGACUGGUUCCACGGCAGCUGUGUUGGUGUAGAAGAACAUCAUGCUGUUGAUAUUGACUUGUAUCACUGCCCCAACUGUGCAGUUCUACAUGGUUCUUCCUUAAUGAAGAAGAGGAGGAACUGGCACAGGCAUGACUACACAGAAGCGGAUGAUGGCUCCAAACCUGUGCAAGCUGGAACUAGGGCCUUCGUUAAAGAACUACGUUCUCGAGUCUUCCCAAGUGCCGAUGAAGUCAUUGUAAAGAUGCAUGGCAGUCAGCUGACACAAAGAUAUCUGGAAAAACAUGGAUUUGAUGUCCCUAUUAUGGUCCCUAAAUUAGAUGACCUUGGACUCAGACUCCCUUCACCUGCUUUUUCAGUGAUGGAUGUGGAACGUUAUGUAGGUGGUGACAAAGUGAUAGACGUUAUUGAUGUGGCAAGGCAGGCAGACAGCAAAAUGACACUCCACAAUUACGUUAAAUACUUCAUGAAUCCUAACAGACCAAAAGUGUUAAAUGUGAUCAGCCUUGAAUUUUCAGAUACAAAGAUGUCUGAAUUGGUGGAGGUUCCUGAUAUAGCCAGAAAACUUUCGUGGGUGGAAAAUUACUGGCCAGAUGAUUCAGUCUUCCCCAAGCCCUUUGUCCAGAAGUACUGCUUAAUGGGAGUUCAGGAUAGCUACACAGAUUUCCACAUUGACUUUGGUGGGACUUCAGUCUGGUACCAUGUCCUUUGGGGUGAGAAGAUUUUUUAUUUGAUAAAGCCAACAAAUGAAAAUUUGGCACUCUAUGAAUCUUGGAGUUCAUCUGUGACCCAGAGUGAGGUGUUCUUUGGAGAUAAAGUAGAUAAAUGCUACAAAUGUGUGGUAAAGCAGGGACAUACUUUAUUUGUUCCUACAGGGUGGAUUCAUGCUGUGCUCACUUCUCAGGACUGUAUGGCUUUUGGAGGUAACUUUCUGCACAACCUCAACAUUGGCAUGCAGCUCAGGUGUUACGAGAUGGAAAAAAGACUAAAAACACCAGAUCUUUUCAAAUUUCCUUUCUUUGAAGCCAUAUGCUGGUUUGUUGCCAAAAGUUUGCUGGAAACCCUGAAAGAAUUGAAAGAAGAUGGUUUCCAGCCUCAAACUUACUUAGUCCAGGGAGUGAAAGCGCUGCACACUGCUUUAAAGUUAUGGAUGAAAAAGGAACUUGUAUCUGAACAUGCCUUUGAAAUUCCAGACAAUGUUAGACCUGGACAUCUUAUUAAGGAACUUUCUAAAGUAAUUCGAGCAAUAGAGGAGGAAAACGGCAAACCAGUUAAAUCUCAGGGAAUCCCUUCUGUGUGUCCAGUUUCACGGCCUUCAAAUGACGCAUCUCCACCUGGUCAUUCCCGGAGAAAGAUGAGGAGACUUCGAGAUCAUAAUGUCCGAACUCCUUCUAACCUGGACAUCCUUGAGCUUCAUACAAGGGAAGUCCUCAAAAGAUUAGAGAUGUGUCCAUGGGAGGAGGACAUAUUGAGCUCUAAACUGAAUGGAAAAUUCAACAAACAUCUUCAGCCAUCUUCCACGGUACCUGAAUGGAGAGCAAAAGACAAUGAUCUGCGAUUACUGCUGACAAAUGGAAGAAUAAUUAAAGAUGAGAGACAGCUGUUUGCAGAUCGGAGUCUUUAUACAGCAGAUAGUGAAAAUGAAGAAGACAAGAAACCAACAAAGAAGGCAAACGUGAAGACAGAACAGAGCUCAGGAAGAGAGGCAGCAGAAAGUGACGGAUCUCCAAAACCACUUAACAGAAUAUUUCCAAGUGUGAAGUCGGAACUCAGGAGUAGACCAUCAGAAUAUUCUGAUGUCUCUGAUUCAGAAGACUCUGGACCUGACUGCACUGCACUGAAAAUUAAUUUUGCCACUGAAGAGUCUGAAAGUUCAGGUGAUGAAAAGAAACAUGAAAUAACAUCAAACUUUAAAGAGGAGUCGGAUGUAGUGAGGAACCUCCUUCAGAAGAGCCAGAAGCCAUCUAGAAAUGAAAUUCCAGUUAAAAGGGAAUGUCCUACCUCGACGAGCACAGAGGAAGAAGCUAUUCAGGGCAUGCUGUCCAUGGCAGGGUUGCACUAUUCCACGUGUUUACAAAGCACAGACUGCAGUGGUGAGAAGAACUCUCUCCAGGAUCCCAGCAGCUGCCACAGCAGUAACCCUGAGUUUAGGCAGUUGUAUCGCUACAAUAAACCAGUGGAAUUUGGAUACCAUGCUAAGACUGAAGAUCAGGAUUUGAUGACUUCUUCCUGGAAUAAACAGUUUGAUCGAACUUCCCGAUUUAAUGCUCAGGACUUAAGUAGAAGCCAGAAAUACAUCAAAAAGGAAAGCUCUUCAGAAAUCAGUCAGAAGGCACAAAGCAGGCAUUGUGUGGACAGCAAUAACUCAAGCAUCCAGAAUGGAAAGUACAUGCUGAAUCACAGCUUGGUUUCUUGCCAGAUAAAUAAUGGCAGUCUAAGUCCAGAAAGGCCUAUUGGUGAAACUUCUUUUUCAGUGCCCCUUCACCCCACCAAGAGACCUGCAUCAAACCCACCACCUAUCAGCAACCAGGCAACAAAAGGUAAACGUCCAAAAAAAGGAAUGGCAACAGCCAAACAGCGUCUUGGGAAGAUUCUUAAAUUGAACAGAAAUGGCCAUGCUCGUUUCUUCGUGUGACAGAGCUGCUAUUGCAGUCACUCUUCCCUUUGGAUGCCAGUCUUGGGGUGUGGAGCCUGGUGUGUCCACUACCCCCUGCCUGGAGCAGUUAGUGUGUACAGUAAGAAUACUGCCUGGAGAACAGAGAACCCGAUGCUGCAUUUCACUGUGCCACACCCACUCAGCAAUAACCCUUGGACCUGGCGGGGAGAGGAAGGAGGAGGGUAGAACCUUAAAAAGAGGCCUUGAACUGGAAAGGGGUCUCUUGUCAGGGCUUGAAUUUAAUUUUGUUGUUGAUAGUGUCUUGAUUUUAUUUUUCAGUAGUAGGAUAAAGAAUUAUCAAUAAUUUAUUUAACAGAUUUUUUUUUAAAGUUAACAGCUUUUAAAUUCUUUUUUUAAAGCUAUUUAUUUGGAAGAUUUCUGGAGAAAUAUCUCACUAAUUUAGAUUUAAGAAUGUGAAGGUUUUUAAAUUAUUUUUGAUAGUGUGUGUGUUACAUGUGGGGAAAAGCCACAGUAACAGUAGCUAGUCUGGACUCUUAAAUUUGAUAUUCAGGUUAAAGUCUUAAACAGGGAUUUGAUGCAUUAAUUAUUUUAAAUUAAGAUGUAUAUGAAAUCAUUUUAUUUUAUAUAUUUCAUGUGUUUUUUAUAAGCUAUUAGCUUCGCUUUUGCUAACAUCCAAGGUGCAUACUAUAAUCCAGGUUGAUUCCCUUACACCCCACCUUCCCUCUGCAGCCCAAUCCCCAGUGUUUUGAGACAACCCAAGACUCUUCUCUUUGCAGGGAAACACCUUCAUAGCCAAUGUUUAAGAACCACAUAAAAGAGUCCUCAUUUCUCAUUUCUUUAGACAUGGUUUUCUUCUACAAGUAAUGAAUCAGGCUUAUUUCAUUUUCAUUUUUCCUGAUGAUAUCUGGGUCCCAAAGAGAACAGCUUUAAUAUCUUUUUCCUGCUUAUGGGGAAAGUAUAAGUUUGGUUAAAAUGUCAUGUUUGUCGUUUUUCCGAAAACCUUUAUAAUUACAGAGGGCCUUCUUCAAUACUGCUGGUGUUGGAAGAGCCGACAUCUAUCACAGACUAUAUCUUACCAUGCUUUUAUUAUCUAGACAUCAUUUUUUUAGAAAUACAAUUUGACUAAGGAUGUUCAAAUCUGCAUAAAAGCCGUGAUAUAUACCAUAUUAAGUUGUAUAAUAGCAAGCAUGUUUGAGUAGAGCUUUGUGUGUGUGUGUGUGUGUGUGUGUCUGUCUGUGUGUGUGUGUGUGUUUCUGUGUGCACGUGCACGCUUUUUUAUUAAUUUACUGAAGAAUUAUUUCAAUACAGACUUGGAGUAAAAUGGGUGCUUUUUGCAGUUUCUUCCAUCUGUCUUGACUAGUAGGAUAUGGAGGUUAAGUGUCUGGUUGAACUUUAAAUAAGAUAGUAAUUUAUCUCCUUUAUGUACAAUUUUUACUUAAAUGCAAUUUUCAGUGGCUUAUAAUAGUUUUUAGUCUCUCCAUUUUCCCCUCAUGGUAUAAAAAAUAAAUUAACAUUAGAGGUCUGAUGAUACCACAUUUUACAAAUUCCUACAAAGACAAUAUAGGCAAACAACAUGAAAUUUAUUUUUAUGGAGAACUAUGGCUAUAUAAUGGAUUUUUGUCCUUUUCAGCUCAGCUAGGUAGCUAGCCCUUUUCUUCUGUAGGAAGCAUUGAGUUGAAAGAAAAGAAUUAUGCACCAUUAUCUUCAUAGUUGAUUCAAUAUGUAUUUCCAAAGGGAAAGAUCUCUAGUUCUGUCUCCUUUACAAUACUUAGUGGGACAAGGAAGUUACAAACUCACCUCCUGGUCCAGAUUGUCUGGACCAAAGUUCAAUCAUAUUUUGGCUGUCAGGGAGAAGAUUUUUAUGGAAUUCUUAGUAUCUGUAGACAGCAUCCCUAACCCCUGCCUACUCUAUGCCAUAACUAGUGAGAGAGGGAUGCAGUCAGCUGGUUGUUAAUUUCAACAUGCAAGAAUCUGAAUCUGACUGAUCGCUCACCUUUCCACAAUGUAUCACUGUGAUGUCUUCGUUUUGUUUUAUUGUUAGAACACACAUUUUUAUUUGGGUUAAGAAAUAAGAGUGGUGACUUCUUUUCCCAGUUAUGAUCUGGAUUUGUUUUAAACAACUCAAAAUAUUUUUUUAAUUAUUUCAUUUUUUUGGCCAUAAAAAUUAAAAUUUAUGCUUAUGAAUUAAAAUUGUGGCCAGUAUCUUCCCUGUGCCCAUAGGCUGAUAAACACUAAUUUUGGGUUGCUACAUAUGUAGUGUUUUAAAUGAUAGUUCUGUGGAUUCAUUAUUUUAUCAUUUUAACCUAUUAAUGGGCUAAAUUAUAAAACUUUUAGCCAGUUAAUAUAGCUACUAUUAAAGAACCCAUGUAUCUUUCUGAAUUGAUAAAAAUUUAGCUACACAGCCAAUGAGUUUUUCUAAUCAAACUUCUUAUAAAGUUCUCCAUCUGUGGUAUGUCCUUUUAUCUCAUAGAAAUGGCUAGACUUUGAGGUGUGACUACUGCUAGGAUCUGGGCUCAACAGUAAUAGGUAAUCUCUGUUGUUCCCAUAGUCUCACAAGUAGUAUACUGCAGCUUAACUCAGAAGACAAUGGUGAUAGCAUUUAGUUAGCUAUAAGCAAGUAAAAUGUGUAAAAUUGAGAAUUAAUAAUUUAGUGUAUGCAGCUUUAAUAGUAGUAGUGAUCCUAUCUUUAUUCAACUAAGUGACCCUUAACCUGGGAUCUACUGUACUGUAAUUCACAACAUUAUAUAAUAUUAUGCUCCCCAGUAUUGGUGAAUGAUUAACAAUACAAAAUUGGCAGCUUAGUAGUUCAGAAUCUUUGGAAUACAUUGAAAUAAAUUGAAAUUCAUAAACAUAGUUCAUUUUUUAAGCACACGAUCAAACCAUCUACUGAAAUCAUACACUCAGAGGAGACAGUUCCAUCUAUGACUAAAUACUUAGCUUGAAUACUAUUCUCUAUUUUACUAAUCCUAAUUCCUUUUCUAUGUAUUUUACUGUAUUUAUUCGUAUGAGAUCAACAGGUAUCAUCAGACACCUACUGAGUGCUCAGAAGGAGUGAGUACUGUGAGGAAGCUCAGGUUCAGUUUUGUCUGCCCAUGAAGUGUCUUCUCCAGGAGGUUAGCAGUGUUGUUUUGACUUCUAAACAAAGUUGAACAGAAGGUGUUUGUAAACAGAACAAACAAAACAAAAUCCAACUUCAUUAGUUUCAGUGAGAUGUACCACUGUAGAAGUGGAAGUGUUUAAAAAUAAAAUACCCAUGUACUUUAACAUUUAAGAAAAAUUCUGUAAGCUAGUUGUUUCUGUUGGUAAUAUAAGGAUAUGGUAUUAGCUUGAAAGGAAGCAAAAGGCCUGCAUGUUAGCCCUGUUCUGCCAUUCAUCAGCUGAGAUGCUGAGUAGUCGGUAAAUUAUCCUGAGUCUUAUUUUUAAGUUCUAGUUUUCUUGUUUGUGAGUUGGAUAAAAACUACUCAGUGAAGAACAACAUUCUUCAGGUAUUAUGUCAUGUUAUACUUGUUAAUUAUUAAGUUACAACUGAUGACGAGUGCACCUUCUGAGAAUAUUUUAAGUGAAAACUUUUAUUAGAGAAAAAGUCUAAGUGAAAAUAUACACCCAGGGCGGACUACCUAAAAACCUGACAAAUUCCUAACAAGGUGCUGAAGUGAAAGAAAAAAAUGAGCUUGUCUGUGGACAGAAGAGUGAGAACAUCUGUUAUCAAGUCAUUGGUGGUUAUUUAGCACAACAGAGGAGCAAGCUUUGGGUUUUUCUCAAAGAGGAAUUAGUAUAGUACUCAUCUUCAUAUUUGGCAUACUCUUCAGGUACUAAAGAUAAAAGGGGUGGUAAAUUUAAAAUGAUUUAGCAGCUACCCAUGGGACUAGGGGGAAAAAUAAGGUGACUAGGAAAAAGCUUUUUAUAAGCAGUUGUGAGUUAGGUAUAACAGCCCAAGGAGAGAGGGAAGUCAAAAGUAGUAUAGAAAGGAGAAUCAACUGGAUGUGUUCAAAAAUGAGUGUCAGCUUGCUUCAGAAGAUGUUCUGCAGUGUGAGACAGUCCCUGAGAAUUGGUGGGAACCACGGUAUGGCCUAGUAUACUGCUGCUAGAGAGAUAUCAUAACAAAUGUGCAUUUCUAGUAUUCAUAUGGAGAGACAUGAAACUUCAUAAUACAAAUCUAAAUAUCUCUCACAAUUCAUCUCUCCCAUUAAAUAUUAAACUAACUGCUCAAUAUGUGAAAGAGAAGAUCUUGCCUUUCAUAUGUGCAAGACUCUGGGGCCUGAUCCCUAGCACCAGGUAGUGAUCGAGAGGAGCUAAGGCUUUUAGACUGUUACGGGUAUCCUAGACUUUUCAUCUAAUGCAAUCUCAAAAACAAACAAACAAACAAACAAAAAAACCAAUUAUGCAUUAUAACUUUUGUCCAGGGAGAGCUAGCUAGUCAGUAAGGGUGACCAGUGUAACCCAGAUGGGACAGAGAUUUGCCUAGAGACACUCAGUGGCUUUGGGAUCUCUAGUACCUUGUUUUCUUACACGGAUCCCAUUCUUUGACACAGCAGCCUCUGCUUGUCUUGUAGGUACUGUCCAUGUAUGUUUUUGAAGCUGGACAAACAAAAUUCGUAUAAUCCCUCGACUGCUGUUGCGCAUAGUCACCCUCGUACCGUAGCCUUACUACUAACCGUUCCUUAUUUUGCUUUCAUGCUGUAAGUGAAAAAAAAUUUGAUACCCUUUCUAUAAACAUUUUUAAAAGGUUUUUAAGAAGCAAAUAUCUAUUUCCAAAGCAGCUGGCAUAUCAUCACGACCACGGCUUUAUUGUGCUAUAGUAAGUCUCUCUGCUUUACUGGGGAGAAGCAAAUCAUUCUCACUGGAGAAACCAGUUCCCCCGUCACCUCUGGUGUCCUUCUAGUUUUUUAAGGCUUUGUCUUAACUGUGACAUUACACUUACGUUUAAAACCUCUUAAAGGAUGUAUUCGAUGAUUCUUCCAACCAAUGCAUCUGCUCUGCACUAUUCAUUGAUGGAACCCUGGCUACCACGUAGCCCUUGACCUCCAAGUAGUUUACCUAUGCAAGACCUGUGACACUCUGGAUUCAUUUUUCUUCAUUACAGAAAGCGAUCAUAAAUGACUUAAGCAUAAGAGAUUUGUCUUUGAGGUUUUUUUUUUCUAUUUUUUUUAAACAUCAGCUAUUUUCCCUCUGUAAUUUUUACCAAAACAAUUAUCGUAAGUGCUAGAAUAUAUACUAUUUUGCAGGAAUAAAAUAACCAAGACAUAAUAUAUUUCUUUGGAUUUUGUUUUGUAAGAAAUGCCAGCACUAACUAUAUAGAGUUGAUUCUUUGCCUAGAAUAAUUUUUUCCCUUUUAAGAGUCAUAAGUAACAUUUUAUUUUCACAAAGCAUGCAUAUAACUUACAUGAUAUAGUCAGGGACCUGAGGUGUAACUUGCUAAGUGAACCCCAAGGUUAUUUUAUCUUGCAAAAGAAACCUAAACCAAACUAAGGGCCUUACAGUUUAUGGUUAGACUGAAUCAAAUGCUGUAACCUCAGUUUUUCCAAAAACAGCUCCUGACUGCACAAGCAGGUCCUGCAGUUGUUGAGUAUGAAAUAGCACUGAUAGGAAAUGCAUGUGCAUCUUUGCAGACUGUAUUUCCUCUGGAAAAGACUUUUCUACUUUUAAUAUAAUUAAGCCAUAACAGUUUCAUGCUGUGGAAAGGAUGAAAAGGUUCAUUUUAAGAGAUUAUAUAGUAUGAACUUUCACAUUUAUUGUGAAACAUCUAACUUUGCCAGUGUUCAGCAAGUUUUUUCUUUUGGGGUGUUGGAGGGUGGUAAUGGGGAGGGGUAGUGUUGGUUUUAGGGGUUUUAACUCUGUGAAAUUUGAAAACAGGACAGUUGUUGGCUAUGGUACUUACUAGUUUUGUAGUAAUGUUUUGCUAGCCUGACUUUCCUUCUGGUUUUUAUGUCCAUGUUUCCCAGUGACUGUUAACUCUUCUUGUUUGGGGUGUGUGCAGAAUAGUGUCUCAUCUGUGUGUAGGCAGUCAGUGUAUGCACAUGUGUCCUUUGACUACAGAAGCACACUGUGUGACAAUGGAAUGGGGUGUGGCUGGGAGUGGGAUGCUGAAGCUUUAAGAGCAUUUGUUUUUAUUCAGAACAGUAUUUCCCAUCUUUUGCCUGCAGGCAGGGAAAGUGUACAGUAUUUAUUUUGUUUCUGUUUUACUCUGAAUUUGUAAGUCUCUAAGUAGCUUAUAUUAUUAUUAUAGGGAAAAUAAGUGACUUGCUUAAAGUUGUAUUUAGUAUUCUUACUUCCUAAUUUCUGUAUUUUAAAAUAUUGAAAUUAAAACUGUAUUACUUUUGUUCUGAUUUUUUUUAGCACUCAGUGUAUUUUUUGCCCAUUUUGUCUAAAAGUAUAAAUGUUGAAAGUUGUAUAAAAUGUCUCUGAAAGAAAAAAAUCUGAAUUCUAUAUACGA
This is a messenger RNA of Rattus norvegicus (Norway rat), 12509 nucleotides long. The record is from RefSeq and is a predicted model, not a curated record. NCBI's taxonomy places the organism in Eukaryota, Metazoa, Chordata, Mammalia, Rodentia, Muridae.